This is a messenger RNA of Drosophila grimshawi, 18046 nucleotides long. RefSeq names its product E3 ubiquitin-protein ligase HUWE1 (gene HUWE1). Gene Ontology annotation, cellular component: nucleus. The record is from RefSeq and is a predicted model, not a curated record. Gene Ontology annotation, molecular function: protein binding; ubiquitin-protein transferase activity. Lineage: Eukaryota; Metazoa; Arthropoda; Insecta; Diptera; Drosophilidae. The transcript has 19 exons. Gene Ontology annotation, biological process: proteasome-mediated ubiquitin-dependent protein catabolic process; protein polyubiquitination; positive regulation of protein catabolic process. Bases 156 to 17372 code for a protein of 5738 amino acids.
GCUAUUAAAUAGAAGCAUCCACCUGAACACAUUAUAACGAACUAAUAACAAAUUUUUGUGAGAGUGGAGAGGAAAAAUAGAACGCACCAGCCUUGAUUGAACCAACAACAUACGGACGGCGGCGUCGCCAGCUGCCGCAGCAGCAGACGUCAGCCAUGAAGGUGGACACCGUUAAACUGAAGAAGGGCUCCUCGGAGCUAACCUCAGAAUGUCGCGAACUAAUCGAUGAAUUAACCAAACGUCGCACACGUCCCGAACUGCUCGAGUUCCUCGACAAGGUGCACGUUUGGAUCUAUGGCAAAUGUGAGCUAUACCACUGGAUUGAAAUACUGGAUCGGUUUGACAAAAUACUCGAGGAGGCCGCCCGUCAUGUCGAUAACAAUGAGUUUGUGCUGCAGUGCGACACAACGUUUAUCGAUGCGGAUGUGACCCUGCUGCUGCACGUACUCAAUUUUACAACACUGCUCAUUGAGCAUUCGUUCUCGCGCCAUUUGUACAAUUCAAUUGAGCAUUUGACGCAACUGCUUUCAUCACAGAACAUGGACAUUGUUUUGGCCGUGCUCAAUUUGCUUUAUAUGUUCUCUAAGCGCAGCAAUUUCAUACCACGCUUGCCCUUUGAAAAGAAGGAGCUGCUCAUUGUCAAGCUUUUCAAUGUUGCCGAGCGUUGGGGUGAUCCAAAUUACGGAUUAUCGCUGAAGGACUGCUGCAUUGGCGAUCCCAAGCUGGAGUUCCUCUAUCAGCUGUGCAUUGACUAUGUGGACGAGCAUGGACAUUCCGCACAACUGGAAAUACCUGAUAUGAUGGAUCUCUGUCACACAGCGUCAGCACCAGAGGUUAUUAAAACAAUCGCUGGACAGAUCUCAAAGCCCAGUGAGGCCAUCAAGAUGCGCAUUGCACAUCGUGUGCGCCUCAUCUCUGGCUUCAACAAUUACAAGCUGCGCCUGCAAUUUGUGCAGGCUCGCCUGCAGGCUGUGUCCAUAUUGAUAUACUCGAAUGCGCUGCAGGAUAAUACGGACAAGGUGCUCUAUGCUGGGUUCGGUGAGGAGCUCUGCGAACUGAUCGACAAGGAAGAUGUCCAUCUCGUGGAGAUACGUGCCGCUGUACUGCGUACUCUCACCUCAAUGCUGCACUUUGAUCGCAAUCCCAGUGUGCCCAGCAGAGCUGGCUCCCGUUUGGUGAAGAUUGUGCAUUAUACGGGUGCAGAGCGUCAGGGUGGCACAUUGCCGCUACUGGUGCGGGAUUGCAUUGAUAAUUUGACGACGCAUGGGUUAACCGAACGUUAUCCAUUGAUAUUGGCCACAUCGCUAUUCUCGCUGCUCUAUCAUCUGGCCAGCUAUGAGCUGGGCGGCUCUGCGCUGGUCAAAAGCGGCAUGAUGCAGUCCCUGUUGCGUGUGAUCAGCUGGCCGGGCGUGGAUCUGGAGCACAUUACGUUUGUGACACGCGCGGUGCGCGUCAUUGAUCUGAUCACAAACAUUGAUAUUGCACGCUUUCAUCAAAAUAAUGGCCUGAAUGUGUUUAUCGAUCGUCUGGAGAAGGAGAUUAAGAGCUGUUGUCGUGCUCUCGCAGAGAUUGGCAUCACACUGCGAGAAUCAACGCUGCCCGAGGAGCAAAGCCUAAACGAUAAAAUGGACAGUUCGCUGGAGCCGGUGGACGAUGAUGAUGCCGCCACAGAGAAUGCAUCGGUUGCCAGCGACAGUGGUGCUUCGCCGCGUCGCGAUAAUUCGAGCAGUGAUGGCAGCGCCAGUGCUACCACCGAUCAUGCCCAGCUCGCGUUUCGCGAUUUUAUGGAGCACAGUGGUGCGGAUCAUUAUCAUCAGCAGCAGCAGCAACAACAGCUACGUGGCACUGCUGCUGGCUCAAGCACAAUGUCCAGCUGGCUGGAUAUUGGUUCACGUGGCUCUGGCAUAAACUCGUUGAGUAGUAUCAUCUUGGCAGCCCGAAAUUUUCGAGAAACAUCGACGGGCGUUGCACGAUAUCCAAAAAAUAGUUAUUAUGCACGUCCGCUGGCCGAGCGCAAGGCACAAUUAUUGUCGCCCAACAAUACGUUGAUGCAGCGCAAGAAACCAUCGUGUGUGACACAGCGAGCGGCAUUGCUGAAAUCAAUGCUCAACUUUCUGAAGAAGAGCAUUCAGGAUCAUGCACAUUUUAGCAACAUGCGCAACAUUAUGGAGACGAGCCUAACGCAAUCGUUGCGUCACAUUAUCGCCAACGCUGAAUAUUAUGGGCCAUCAUUGUUUCUGCUGGCCACCGAUGUGGUCACCGUUUACGUAUUCAAUGAGCCAUCGUUGCUCUCAUCACUACAGGAUUUGGGCAUAACCAGUGUUAUGCUGAGCGCACUGCUGCACAAAGAUGUGCCGGCAACACGUGAAGUGCUCGGCUCAUUGCCGAAUGUUUUCUCCGCUUUGUGUCUCAAUGAUCGUGGUCUCUUCGAGUUUCUAUCGUAUGAACCAUUCGAUAAGGUGUUGAAAGUGUUACUCUCACCCGAUUAUUUGGUGGCGAUGCGAAGACGUCGCAGUUCGGAUCCAUUGGGUGAUACGGCCACAAAUUUGGGCAAUGCAAUGGAUGAUCUGAUCAAGCAUCAUCCGUAUUUGCGUGCCGAUGCCACCGAGGCAAUCGUUCGACUGCUCAACGAACUCGUCCGUCUCGGCUCCGAUCCCAGUUUCAUUUGCUGGCGCGCCAACAAGGAUAGCAAUGUGGCCAUUGCAGCGGCGAAUGCGACGGGUGGUGUGGUGCCAUCAACGACGCCAUCGCAAUCGGCAAUGGUUAUGGUCGCUGCUGGUGGUAAUCCGGUGCUGCAAAGUGCUGCCGAUAAUAACGAUAGCAGCGGUGACGAUGAUGACGAUGAUGAUGAAAUGAGCUCAGCAUCCCAACAGCAACAACAGCAACAGCAGCAACAACAACAGCAGCAUCAGCAACAGUUGCCAGUCGCUGCUAAUCGGCAGCAGCAACAACAAUUACAACAGCAACAACAACUGCAACAACAACAACAAUCACAGCAACAACAAUCUCAACAGCAAUCACAACAACCACAACAACCGGAACGUGAAGCCAUACCGUUAAUUGAUUACAUUUUGAAUGUUAUGAAAUUUAUCGAGGCUAUUUUCAGUAAUAGUCCGAAUGGUGAUCAUUGCCGUGAAUUUGUACAAAGGGAUGGCUUAACGCCAAUCUUACAGUUGCUCUCGUUACCCAAUUUACCAGUGGAUUCACCCGUUUCGACCACAUCCCAAGCCGUGGCGAAUGUGUGCAAAGCGAUUCUGAGCCAGGCGCAAGAGACCAAAGUCUUGGAUGUUGCACUCAAAAAGUUGGCAGAUAUUGUUGCCCAAUUGAAGCCAUUGAUUAAACAUUUUACAUUUCCGGGCGGAAGUGUGCUGCUCGCCGAAUUGGUGUGCUGUCAACGUUUGGAGGAUGGAUUUGCCAAUGCUGAAUAUACACCAAUUUUGCACAAUAUGAGUUUUGUGCAUGGCUAUGUGGUGAUGCUCGUCCAUCUUUGCCGCAAUGCGUCCAAUGAGAUGCGCACCGUGCUGCUCAAACGUUGGGGUGCCAAUCGAGAGACGGGCGUCCAGCUGCUCCAGCAACUUGUCCAAUUGUAUAUAUCGCUAGUGUGGGAGAGCACCAUCCUAUUGAAUCUAUGCUCCGAUGAGCCCACUCAACAUCCCGAUCUCAUUUGGGAUGAGAUUGCGGCACAAAUGUCGGCAGCUGCUGGCACCGCUGAUCCAUUGACCGAAGCGGAACUCUCACGUAAAUUGGAACGUGCCGCCGAAUUUCGUACCAAAUAUACGCCAGAGGAACAGUUUCGUUACAUCAAAUCCCUGCUGGCGGCUAGCUCGCGUCUCGGACGUGCAUUGGCUGAAUUAUUGGGUACGUUGGUGAAGCUAUCGGUGGGGUUGCCGCAGACACGACUACGUCGCAUCAACGAUCUGAUUAGCAACAUUAAAGUUCCUACGCCCGAGGCACGCGAAAUUGCCCGCAUCCUCAGCUCAAUACUGGUGAAUGGUUUCAGUCACGAGAGCAUUCUGCCCAAACCGGUGCCCAAAUUGAAGUUAACGUUUCUCAUCUGCUCGGUGGGCUUCACCGGCCCGAUGCUGUUCGAUGAUAAACGCAGUGCAUUUCAUCUAAUGAUCUCACAAUUUUGUGCAGAGAACGGUCUCAAGGCAUUCUUUGAGAUGUUCUAUUGGGCCCUGUCGCUCGAUAAUGUCUCGCAAAAGUUUCACUUUGAUCAAUGGGCACCGUUGGAUGAUCUAAUGCAGCCGCACGAGGAUGACAAGCGUGACUGUCCCGAGGGUACAGGUGAAUUUCUGGAUGCCUGGCUGCAAUUGCUCGAGAAGAUGGUGAAUCCGCGUGCAAUGCUCGAUUCACCAUACACGAUGAGUCCACGUCUCAAUUGUCUGCCCGAUUGUGUGCCAUUCGAGCCGGUCUUCUAUCUUAUCCAUAUCCAUCAGUUGGCCAUGCAGGCAUUGCGACGCAUCUGGUGUCGCCGUCCGAUACCCAAUUACGGUUCGAGUAUGCUGGAAACGAUCCUAUUGAUACUAAAGCAUUUGAUUAAGUCACAUCAGAUGCUGUUGGAUCGCUAUCAUACGCGUAUGAAGGAGAUCAAAUUUGAGAACCUGUACAUACGCAGCACUGACGAUGGCCUCAAUGCAGAGCAUAUCAAGACCCUGACAGACAUGGGCUUUCGUCACUAUCACAUCAUCGAGGCGUUGCGCAUCAAUACCUCACUCGAGGAGGCCACCGACUAUCUGCUUAACAAUCCAGAGGCGAGCGCAUUAUCCAAUUCGUCGGGACAGGCACAAUCACAAUCGUCAUCAAAUGUUGCCGGCGGUGGAGGGGGAGGAGGCUCCGCAUCCGGUUCACAGGGCAGUAGUGGAACGAGUAAUGCUGCUGUUGCUGGCGACAUGGAUAUCGAUAUGGAGCCGCAGCAGCAAUCGGUUAGCGAUGCAUCAACUCCCAAUCCAAGUGCUGCCAUCGAUUUCAAUUUCAGCGCUAAAUGCCCGCCAGCCGCAGGCACGGCUGCUGCUCCCGGUGCUGCUCCAGCUGCAACAGCUGGCUAUGAUUAUAGGCAAUUGAAGUUGAUGCCAACGGUGAUAUUCGAUCGUUUCUGCGAUGAGGCCGUGUCGCGUGCCUUUGAAUUUAUGGAGGCCAUACCGGAUACGGUCACUUGUGCCGCGGAUCUCAUCGCUGUGCUCUAUAGGCGGCAUAAUCUAUUGAAUCGUCAGAUGUUUGUCACCAAUUUUGUGCGCAACAUCAUACAAUGGGUGGACUUUACGCUACAGCUCUUUGAUCCACCAGCUGGGGGCGCAUCGGGUGCAUCCAAAUCCAGCCGGCUCGAGGAAUGUCUAACUGGCAUGACAGCCACCCGGCUAUUUGUGCGGUUGAAGACAUCAACGCUGCUGCUCGAGGAGAACUACAGUGAUUUGCAUCGACCCCUCGUCGAAGCGAUCACCGCACAGGAUGCGAUGGUAUUGCUGGUCAAGCUGCUCAAUUGCAUGAGUCAAUGGAUGUUGGAGCAGUCACAAAUCAUCAGCAACGACGACGAUGAUGCUCAGCAGACACGUGCCACUGUGCCACGUUGGGUGCAGAAUCUAGUCGAUUUGAUUGAUGCCAUCGAUAGCAUGAGCCACAUCCUCCAGCGCAAAGCGAACAUGCGCGCCGUUAGCAGUGACUUAUGGCGUUGGUAUGAUUCAUCCACUGGCAAAUGGAAUCCCUAUUCCGAAGCCAAUAAUGAGCUAAUCCGUAGCGCUUACGCUGCUGGCGAACGUUGGCUUCACAUCAAUAUUGGACGGCAACGUUGUACGGUCAAUUUCAAUUGCAUGACCCAGGUGAGCGAAGCAUCCGGCAGUCAUCGUCCUGUCUAUCCGGCCCUCAAGAUAUGCGAAGCGAUUAUCCAGUUGCAAAACUUGGUACCAUCAUCCCAUAUAAUGGAUAGCGUUGUGAAUCGCAUAAUGCGCACCUCGCCCGACGGCAGCGGCACUAUUCAAACUGAGGAGCUGAUUCCGUUGAGACAAUUGAUUAACUUUAAUGAACCGACGACGACGACGGCGACAACGUCGUCAUCAAAGCAGCACAAGCAGCAGCAGCAGCAACAACAACAGGAGCUGCAACAGCGGCAGCAAUCAACAUCAUCAUCAUUGUCUGGUGCUGCUGCAACCGCCACAGAUCAUGGCAAUCUCUCACCGCCGACGACACGCUCCAAGUCGCGUCAAAAGAGCGCCGCUGCGGCAGCCAAGGCCAAAGCAGCAGCAGCAGCCAACAGCAGCAACAACAACAGCAGCAGCAGUAGCAGCAGCAAUAACAAUAGCAGCAACAACAACAGCUACACAAACAUACCGAAACGUGCCCAAAAAAUUGUGCUCAACGAGGAGAAUGUUGGACUGGGUAAAUUUGAUUGCGUGCGCAUUAUUAUAAAUAUUGUGGCGCUGCUGCAGCCAACACAAUUGCUCCUGCAUCACGAGACAAAGUUGUCGCUGUUGCGUUUGUGUGCACGUCUCACCCGCAACUAUUAUAAUGCCCAGGUCUUUGCACGUUGCGGCGGCGUUCAAAUGUUGCUCGAUUUGCAGCAAUCGUGCGGCUUUAUGGGCUUCCCCACCUAUGCCAUUAUCAUAUUGCGUCAUGUCUUGGAGGCGCCACCAGUGCUCCAAGAGGCCAUGGAACGUGUGCUGGGAAUGCGGGCCGCUGGCAUCGUGCCAAUCGGUCAUCGGGAUCUCAUCUAUGUGCUCACCCAGGUGUCGACGGCAGUGUCACGGGAUCCCAAGAUUUUUGUUGCAGCCGCCAAGGAGAUGCUUCGGGCCGAGCAUAUGAUUAGUGGCAUCAGCAGCAAUAAUCUUAUCGAUGAUGGACGUGUCAUGGUCAAAUCAAAGUUUGGACAACAGCCAACGGCGGCAGCGGCAGCAGCUGCAACGACGUCGACGACGACAACAACAGGAACUGGAAAUGGAACUGGUGCUGCGAGCACAGCAGCAAAGGAAACACCGGAAACGAUCGAUCUGGCCAUAGAUGAUGAGCAGGUGGAAUCAGCGGUAUCGGUGCUCAAGCAGCUCCUCCAUGCACUCGUGCAGCCCUGCAUCCAUUAUGGCCCCAACGGUGCCGAUCAACAGCAACUGAAUGCCGCCGAGCUCGUGCUGCCCGAUCAGCCGCCAGGCGCAGCGGGCUCCAUGAAUAAUCUGGACGAUGAGGACUCGACGCCAUCAUCCGUGAAAAAGACAACAGCUACCGCUGGCAACUCAGCAACGACAUCCCAGACAGCCAGUGGCACUGGCGAUAAAUAUGAUCCUUGCUGUUGCACCUGGCACAUACCGACCAGUGCCCACAAUCAUCUGAAGCCGACGUUGUCGCGUGCAACGCUGCUCAAAUUGCUAGCGGAUGCGACGCGCGCCUAUCAAUCGUUGGUGCCGCGUGUACUGCUCGCCCAUGUCUAUACGCCGGCGGAUAGUCCAUUGAUUUGCGAUCAGAACGGCGACAACAACAACGACGGACAGCAGACAUUCCUUGCCGUGCUCAUGGAUCGCUUUCUGCCGAUCACACAGCGUCAGCAUGUGCCCGAGGUGAGCACCAUGGCACGUGUGCUGAUCUGUUCGCUGUCCGAUUGCUAUCAGUUGGCUGGUGUGCAACAGCAGGUUGCCGACGAGUUGCAUGCGGCCGUUGCACGUGCUCUCGCCCAUCCGGAUUCGGCGGAGAAGCAUACGCGUCUCCAGGUGCUGAUGAGCCUAUUUCCCAAUCUCAUUGAAUCGCCCAUGCUGUAUGACAAGGUUCACAUGCAUCGCAAUACCAUGUACCGGGUCCUGCUGCGACAGGGUGUCAUGACCUAUCUGACCAAAGUGGCCCAAUACAAGGAUCUGUCGAAUCACAACACACUCAGCACUCUGGGCGCCAUUCUUCGACCCAUGGAGAUACUGUUGCGCUUCAAUGUGCCGCCCGCAACGCUCGGCUCCAAGCGUAUACUCUUCGGUGGCGCCAGCUCGUCGGCCAAUGGUGGUGCCAAUAAUGGGAAUAACAAUUCCAGUUCAUUGAAUACAGUUAGCACUAUCCUCAAUCGUCGCCUGUAUCCACGCCUGGCCGCUAUCAAUGCGCUCGUCAACGCUCCGGAUGGCCCAAAUCCGAUGGGUGGUAAUGGAGAGCGUGUUCUUCGGGAUAUUAUACGGAAUGUGCUCUCGGAUCGUCGUCAUGCCUUUGAGUUUAUCUUCAAUUCGGAUGAGAUGGCCAUCGAUUCGGAGGAUUCAGUGCCAGCGAGUGGUACAGCCAGUGGUGUUGGUGGUGGCACAACAGCCGGCACAGCUGGCACACCCAGCAGCAGCAGCAGCAGCAGUGCCAGCAACAAUGCCUCCACGGCCACCAGCAACAAUGCGACAGCUGCUGUCAUCGAUGUCGCCGCCGAUAAUGAUGAACAGCAUAGCAAUGAUGGCCCCGAAUCGUCUGCUGCAGAGUUGGCGUCACAGGCCGGCAACAAUGCUGUUGCCAUCCCUGGUGGUGGUGGUGGUGGUGGUGUUGGUAAUGCUGUAGGUGCUGCCAGCAGCAAUGCCACGAACACCAACACCGGCUCCACAUCGUCAACAGUGCGUCCGGUUCUCAAUUUCGAUCAGCUCUGGGAUGAUUUUCUGCAAUGCGAAGGACUUUUUCUCGCCUCGCGCAGCAACAGCAGCAGCGGCAAUGGUAAUAACGUUGGUGGUGCUGGUGGUGGUGGUGCUAUUGGUGCCAUUGGUGGCGGUGACUCGACGCCACAGAAUGGCAGUAAUGAUGCUGGUGGCGGCAGUUCCGCCAGCAAUUCGGCACUGCUCGGCAAUAACAGUGGUGAUCCACGCUUGCGCAGCAAUCUAGACCUGAAUGUUGAGGGUGGCGCCGGCGAAGGAUUAGCCACUGCUGUCAAUGAUAACAGUGAUGCUGCCUCAGCCGAGACGGCUGCCGUUGGUGGUUCGGUUCCUGGUUCGGCUGGACGUGCCCCAUCGUCGCGUAAUGCACGCGACAUAAAUGCAUCGCUGCUGGGCGAUGUGGUGACUACAUCGGAUUCCGAUUCGGAUGGAUCAACCGAGAAUGAUGAGCGCAACGUUGAAGAAGAGGUGGAGGCUGACGAUGAUGAUGACGAUGAUGAGGUGCCAGCGGAUGUCGAUGAGGAUGUCGAUGAGGAUGUCGAUGAACAUAGCGAAACCGAUGUCGAUGAGGAGCGUCCACGACAAUUUAUUGAAGUCUUUGAUCAUAUCUAUGAACCGGAAUCAUCGGAAACGGCAUCCAAUGAUGCCGAUGUUGAUGCCGAGGACGAUGACGAUGACGAUGAGGACGAUGACGACGACGAUGAUGAUGAUGAUGAUGACGAUGAUGAUGUCGACGAUGACGUUGCACGCGCACAAAAUGCCAACGAUGAUGUUGAUCUCAUGGAACAGGUGAUGGCCCAGGCAAAUGGCUCCAAUGCUGGUGGUGGCUCCUCCACUGGUGUACCUUCAUCCGCAGCUGCCAAUUCCAAUAAUCGUCCACGUCGCAGUGCCGCCAUCGAACCAAACAUUAUCAGCGAGAAUCGUCGUCGCAACGAGGAAUCGCAACGUGAAGCCAAUGCCUAUUUAUACGAACGCCUUGGCGAUGGUUCACAUGGUCACGGACAUGGGCAUGGUCACGGUCAUGGUCAUGGCCAUGGCCACGGCCAUGGACACCGACAUUUGCUAUCGCAGGCGCCGUCCAGUUUUCGUUUGCGCAUGAAUAGCUCGAUUGCGCUGCCCCUUGAUAUUGAUGUGAAUGGUGGCGGCGCUUCAUCCUCGUCGGCAGCAGCAGCCGCAGCCGCUGGUGGAGGUCGCAGCACUUCGGUGGCCCCCGCAUUGCGUUCCUCUUCCGAAGCCUGGAUGGCACCGGACUUUAUUUUCAUUGGCAACAGCAACGCGACUGGCGGCGUUGGAGGACCAGGAGCUGGUGGGGGAGGAGGAGGAGGAGGAGGCGUUGCAAACGCAUCCGAUCCGUAUGCCUUUUUGUCACCAGCCAUGUUCCAAAUGGAUCGCAGCACGGCUGGCGGCGGAGUUGGUGGUGGUGCUGGCAAUAAUCCAAAUAUGAGCAAUCUGUUGGAUGAUCAGCCACCGACGGUGACAGCUGGAACAAAUACUGGCGCUGGUAAUGGUGCCGGUGGUGGUAACGGUGCAACUGGUGGCUCCUCCAACAUGGCCAAUCAUCCCAACAACAAUAACAACAAUAAUGGAGGAACCCUCUGCAACAAUGGAGUGCGACGUCGUCUACUCUAUCUGGAUCAGCAGUUCUGUGUGUGCAUGCCAUCGCAUCAGAAUCCAACCGAGGAGACACAAAUGGAGAUGUUCACCCAGGACGCACUCCACUGGUGGCUGGAGGAGGCUAAAGCUCUGGACAUGGAAACCCAAACGGAUGCCUGUCUCUAUGCGGCACAUUUCCUCCUGCCGCAUUUGAUUAAGGAACUGAAGGUGGCCCAUCAGCAGCGCAAACAGGAAGACGCCAAUCGUCAGUCAACGGCGGCAACAGCAACAGCUGCCGCAACAGCCGCUACCAAUAUUAGUAGUGGUGCUGCUGGUGAUACUGUUACAGCUUCAGCUGCAGCUGCAGCUACAACUGCAACAACUACUGAAGUGGGACCAGCAACGGGAGCAGCCACUGAUAGUGUCAAUGUCAAUGCAGCUGCAAAUCCCAUUUCUGGCAUCAACGUUAGCAGCUGGCUAUCGAAUUCCGCAACGACGACAACCACAACAACAAGCAGCAGUAGCAGCAACAGCUCAUCAAGCGCAACAGUUGCUGCUGCUGCACCUGCACCUGCAACAUUGACAACGGCAACAGCAGACGUUGCAACUAGUGGCACAGCAACAACAACGGCACAACCACCAGCAUCAGCAACCAGCAAUUAUUUCCGCAGCUCCAUACCCAGACUGAUACCCUCAAUGCAAUUCGCAACAACAACAACAGCAGCUGUUCCUCGACGUCCGAAUCGUAAUCGCAAUCAGGCACUCUAUAACAUCUAUGCCGAAAUCGAUUUAACCAACGAGCAGGAUUCACCGGAAUCAUCGGAUGUGGUAGUAUUAGGAGGAGGACUAUCUCUGCCGCCACCGCUUCAGCAGGCGCCACAGCAGCAACAGCAACUGUUUCCCAGUGUUCAGCUGCAUGUGCAGACGGGUCCGGCGACAACAACAACAACAGGUGUACUAGCAUCGCAUCCACCACGACAUCAUCCACCCGUGCCGCAUCUACCAGCGAGUGGUCGUCCUUCGCGUCCACGCACACGCGCCGAUGUCGCUGAUUUCUACGAGCUGCAGUUGAACGAGCAGCGUUCGAGUUCCGUGCGCCGCAACAACAACAAUGCCAAUGCCAAUGCCAAUGCCAAUCGCACAGCAGCGGUAAGUGGUGGCGGCGAAGGGACAGUAACCGGAAUGGGAUCCGGAGCCGGAACAGCAGUGCAGUUAAAUGUGCGACCCAAUAGGGAUAUGCUGCCACCACGACUGCAACGGAUGUCGACGGGAGCCAUGGAGGAACCGUGGCGUGAGUCAUCCUCGUCCUCCUCAUCGUCAUCAUCGGUGCGAGUGACAAAUGCUGAAUUGACGUUCCCGCUACCGCCAUCGCUGGAGGUGAUGCCGGGCGCAUUGAAUUUCCCGGAACCACUGGAGCAGCUACAGUCGGGGCAGGACCUAUUGCAGCUGGAACCGAUCGAUGCUGAUGAGCAGCAACAGCAGCAUCAGCAGCAUGAGCAAGAUGACGAAGAAGAAGAAGAUCCAGACCAGGAGUCGGAACACGAACUGGAACUGGAUGUGGAGCAAACAGAUCAGGCCGAUCCGGUGAUGACCAGUGCUGGUUAUGCCUCGAUUAUGCCCACAGUGACCAUAUCCGAGCUGGCCGCUCAGCUGUUGGCCAGCGAGCAACAGUUACCCACUGACGAGGCACCGGAAGACCAUCAACCACUGAGUACGGAAGCCGCCAACGAGGUGGUCUCCAUUGUGGCUGCUGCGGCGGCCGUUGUUGCCGCCGUCGCCGCACAUCCGAUGCCCCUGCCGCCGGCGGCGGAAGAGAUGCCACAAUUAAAUUUGGAGCCACAGCGCCGGGAUGUUGCUGUCGAAACGGAGCCUAGCUCCGAUGUGGAUGACGAUGAGGAUGGCGAUGACGACGUCUUAGCUGAAGCAGCCGGUGGUGCAGCGGAUGCUAUCAUUGAUGUGGAGGCUAUUAGCUUAGAUGAAAGCGGUGCUGCCGGCCUUGCAGCACAACAGGCGCCAACUCCACCACCAUCGACCAGUGCCGGAGCCACUGCCGGAGCCGGUGCCGUUGGCGGAGGAGUUACAGCAUCAGCAGCAGCGACAACAGCAGCUGGUGGUGGUGGUGGUGGUGGUGGUGCUGCUGCUGCUGGCAGCAGCAGCGUAGUCACCGAUAUGAGUCCCGAGGUGCGCGCCGCUUUGGGUGAUCUGGAGGUGCCAGAGGGUGUUGAUCCAUCGUUCCUAGCCGCUUUGCCCAGCGAGAUGCGUGAGGAGGUGAUACAGGAGCAUUUGCGCAUGCAACGCAUUCGUCAGCGUGCCCAACAGAAUGCCAUACAGAUUGCCCAUGAUUCCCUCGUCGAGGUGAAUCCCGAAUUUUUGGCCGCCCUGCCACCCAACAUACAAUCCGAGGUGCUAAUGCAGCAGCGUAUCGAACAGCAGAGACAGGCGGCGCAGACCGCAAAUCCCGAUGAUCCCGUCGAUACAGCGGCAUUCUUUCAAAAUCUGCCCGAGAAUUUGCGUCAAGCGAUACUAACGGACAUGGAGGAUUCACAGAUAGCCAGCUUGCCGCCCGAGCUGGCAGCCGAGGCGCAGUUUCUGCGUCGUGAUUGGGAAUCACGCAACGGUCCCCGCAUGGACGCCCAUCCACCCAGCAAUGCGUUAUCUCGUUUCCAGACAACGCUGCAGAAUUUGGAUGAGGCACGCUGGCACAGCGCCAUUUGGUAUGAUGCCAGUGGGAAUGCACAGCCGCAGCAUCAUCAGCAUACGACAAUUGUGCAUCAUCAUAUUGGGCCCAGUACGGGUAAACCAUUGGCCUUGCUCAUGAUGGAGGAUGAGAAUAUAUUGCUUGAUCCGGAUUCGUUGGCAACCCUGUUGCUCUUCCUCUUCGUUGAGGAUCAAAAGGUGAACAGCGUUCGUUUGCAUCGGGUCAUACGCAAUCUGUGCCAUCACGAACCGACACGCGAUUGGAUCAUCAAGGCACUGAUCAGCAUUAUACAGAAGACAAACGAGGAGAACCCCAAUUUUGGGGCGGCGAACACGGGCAGCAAACCCGAAUGGUUGAAACUGCGUGUGGAUGCCGCCUUUGGCUAUAAGAGCAACAUAUUCCUCAUCAAUCGCCUGUUCGAGGGGACCUCACGCAGCAUCAGCAUCAAUCCGCAGGCAGCUCAAAUGAUUGUGCGCAAUUGUCUCGAUUUGUUGUUUGUGCUCGCCAAACACUAUCCGUUCAGUUUCUUGCCCUACAAUCGGGAGCCGAAGGGACGCAACCGAUUGCUAUUCGGUGUGCCAGUCAAUGCCAAUAGCAAUGCGGCGGUCUUUGCGACCUCCACGGGUGGAGUGCGUUACUCCACUGGCACAGGUGGUGAAUUGCGUUCACGCUACCAUCAAAUCGCAAAUCGAUUGCGCGGCAUUCUCGACGAGCAGCAACAACAACAACAGCAGCAGCAACAUCAACAAUUGCCCAAAUCCCAGCCGUUGGAUGAGGCACCGUCCACAUCGAAAGCGGCUGCAGCCAAAGCAGCUGCCACCUCGUCCUCCUCCUCCACUUCCACCACAGCGAGCGGCAGCAAAUCAAGCGUUGCGUAUCAAACCAAUGCACAAGACUUUUGGGAUGUCGUCUUGAACAUCGAUCGACAGACGCCGCAACGUUUGGCCAAUGUAUCGGAGUUUCCGCUUACCUCACAGCCGUCCUGGAAGUGGGAGAUUAGCAAUGCGGAAUUUGUAUCGUUCACCGAUUCAGCGUUUGGACAGCUCUUGGAGAUGUUGCCGUACAAAGUAAUUUGUCGGUCGCCGCAUCUAACGGAUAUGCUGGUCAAGCUGCUCGCCUUCCUCAGCGUCGAACUGCCCAGGGAGGAGGAGCAAUUGCCACAGCAACAACAACAACAACAGCAACAACAACAGCAACAACAACAGCAACAACAACAGCAACAACAACAGCAACAACAACAGCAACAACAACAGCAACAACAACAGCAACAACAACAGCAACAACAACAGCAGCAACAACAACAGCAGCAACAACAGCAGCAACAACAGCAGGAGCAACAGCGAUCGAAUGGUGGCAUGUCACAACGACAGUUACCAACACCUAUACAGAUGCCAAUAUUGGUGCCACAACAAACGCAACAGGAGCGCGAGCAACAAGAACAGCAACAACAACCACAACAGCAGACGCAGCCGCAGCAGCAGGAACAGUUACCGCCACUUGUACCCAUUAGUCAAUUGUUGACGGCGCGUCGCAAUGCAGAAUCGUACCUUACUGCUGCUGUCGCUGCUGCCUCCUCUGCUGCUGCUGCCUACGCUGCUGCUACUGCCGCUGCUUCAGCAGGCGAUGCAGUUGCUGCAACAACAGUGGCGUCGCCUCCAGCAAAUGUGCUGGUACAUCGAAUGCCGCCGCCGCCGCCGUUGCCCAAUCGGAUGGCGAGUGGAGCGCAACUAAUCGUUGAUAACGAUGACGACGAUGAUGAGGAGUUGGAUGAGGAUGAGUUGGACGAUGAUGAUGACGACGACGACGAGGAUGAUGACGAUGAGGAGGAUGAUGAUGAAGACGAGGAGGUUGAUGAUGAAAAUGAGCUACCACUCAUACCAAGAGACCAAAUAGUUACAGCAGAUAUUCCAGCACUGCCAGCAGCAGUGCCCGGCAACGGCAACGGUGGCAGCACCGGUGGUGGUGACUAUCACCAACCAUCGCAUCCGUUAAAGCCACGUCGCAAAAUCUAUUCGAAGAACUUCUCACAAUUGCAACUGGUCAUUGAGGUGUUGACCCAUCAAUGCGGCACCACCGAGGGUCUGGACAAUGUGACCAAACUGAUCGUCAAUCUCACACAGUGUUCGCAGGCAUCGAAUGCGAUAUUCAUACAGUACUUGACCGCCGCGAUACUCGGCCUGGCGGAGGAAGUGCGUCAGGUCAUUCAGACACUGCUCAACGAGAUACGCGCCUAUAAUACAAACACUGCACAGCCAACAUCGACACAGCAACAACCACAGCCGCAACAACAGCAGCAACCGAUGGAUAGCAAUAAACCGAGUGGCAGCGGAUGCAGCUCCGCCACUUCAAGUUCUAGUACCGGCGCCACAUUGCUAACCAAUUUAACCGUCCAUGAGGGCACCAUGCAGGAUCGCUUCACAUCCGAAUCGGUUAUAAUAUCGGCGCCAAAGAAUGCCAAGCCCACCUGUGAACUGCAAUUGCCGUCGAUGAAGAAACUAAUGUCGAAUUCAUCCGCUCAGCCAUAUUUCCUGCGCACGCUCAAGAUCUUCAUGCAGGUGCGCAACAUUUACGAGGUGCAGAAUGGUCAGAAUAAUGAUGACAGCAAUGAGGAUAUCAUUGAUAUCGAUGGCGCGGCCUCACCACCGCUCGUCGGGGAAGCAGCAUCAGUAUAUGCAGCAGCAGAACUUGCUUUUGCUGCGGCUUCAAAUGCUCGUGGUGGUUUCAGCAGCAUGGAGACGAGCGAUGCCUCCGAGAGUAGCAGCAGUUGCAGCAACAGCAGCAGCUGUGCCACCAAAUCUGCUGCGAAACCAACGCUUAGUCAAAUUUUAUGCUUGGACGUGCUGUGGCACACGCUGAGCGAGUGUCUCGUUGCGCUCGAGGAGUCCAAGGAUGAGUUCGCUGUGUUGGUGCUGCAGCCAACCGUUGAGGCCUUCUUCCUCAUACACGCUUCGCAUCGUGUGACGCCCAAGAAGCCGGGACGUGGAACAGCAGCCAACUCUGGUGCUGGCCACUCUGGAUUGCGUGUUGCGCCACAUCCGGUGGCAGCCGAACAUCAGAGUCCACAGCUGCUGCUGGAUGAUAACAACAGCAGUAACAGUAGCCAGCCCACCAAUUCAGCCAGCUAUGAGGAUGACACCCGCAUGCAGGAUGGGUCGACAACGGUGGGCUCUGGUGCUGGUGGUCAACCGGUGGCGCCGCUAACGGCUCACGAGGCUCAACUUAAACAGGAUCGUCAAAAGUUUCUACAAUUCGCCGAGAAGCAUCGCACCGUGCUCAAUCAGAUCUUGCGUCAAUCGGCAUCGCAUCUGUCGGAUGGACCAUUCGCAGUGCUGGUGGAUCACACACGCAUCCUAGACUUUGAUGUGAAGCGCAAAUACUUCCAGACCGAACUGGAGCGACUCGAUGAGGGCAUACGCCGUGAGGAGCAUACGGUCAGUGUGCGUCGUAUCACCGUCUUUGAGGACUCAUUCCGUGUCCUCUACCGUCUCGGUCCAGAGGAAUGGAAGAAUCGCUUCUACAUUGUAUUUGAGGAUGAGGAAGGCCAGGAUGCUGGCGGCCUGUUGCGCGAAUGGUAUGUGAUAAUCUCUCGCGAAAUCUUUAAUCCGAUGUAUGCCUUGUUCUGUGUAUCGCCGGGCGAUCGCGUCACCUACAUGAUCAAUCCGUCGAGUCAUGCGAAUCCUAAUCAUUUGAGCUAUUUUAAGUUCGUUGGUCGCGUAAUUGCCAAGGCCGUGCAUGAUAAUAAGCUGUUGGAAUGUUACUUCACACGCUCAUUCUACAAACACAUACUGGGCAAACAGGUGAAGCAUACGGAUAUGGAAUCACAGGAUUAUGAAUUCUACAAAGGCCUCGACUAUCUGAUGAAGAACGAUAUAUCGACGCUCGGCUAUGAGUUGACCUUCUCGACGGAGGUCCAAGAGUUUGGCGUCACACAAAUCCGUGAUCUCAAGCCAAAUGGACGCGAUGUGGCCGUCACCGAGGAGAAUAAAUUUGAAUAUGUUCAGCUCGUCUGCCAGCUAAAGAUGAGCGGCUCGAUACGUCAGCAAUUGGACGCAUUCCUUGAAGGCUUCUAUGAUAUAAUUCCAAAGCAUUUAAUAUCGAUAUUUAACGAACAGGAACUGGAGCUUCUGAUAUCCGGCUUGCCGGAUAUUGAUAUUGAAGAUCUAAAAGCAAACACAGAGUACCAUAAGUACACAUCAAAAUCGGCACAGAUUCAAUGGUUUUGGCGCGCAUUGCGCAGCUUCGAUCAGGCGGAUCGUGCGAAAUUCCUACAGUUUGUCACUGGCACCUCGAAGGUACCGUUGCAGGGCUUCGGCUCCCUGGAGGGCAUGAAUGGCAUACAAAAGUUCCAAAUACAUCGCGACGAUCGCUCCACAGAUCGCUUGCCAUGCGCACAUACCUGUUUCAAUCAGUUGGAUCUGCCUAUGUAUAAGUCGUAUGAUAAAUUGCGUAGCUGUUUGCUAAAGGCCAUACAUGAGUGCUCCGAGGGUUUUGGCUUUGCCUAAAAGCUGUGCCGUCCCACAAAAAAAAAACCCCAAAAUUCCAACAACCAACACAUACACACACUACACACUCACACAACACACAGCAAACUCAUAACUGCAAUGAAGAGAAUGAAUACAGAACAGCCACAGGAAAUGUGCGAUAGCAACAACAGCGACAAACAACAUAACACAGUACAUAUAGUUAAAUAGUAUAUAUAUAAAAAAAAAAAAUGUUGAAUUAAUUAUUAAUUUUUCGCGCGCAUAUAAUAUAUAGAAUAUAUAUGUAUAUUUUCAUAAAUUUUCAAAAACAAAACGAGGGGAAUGCAAAUCGGAAAAAAACAGUGAAAAAAAUCAGAAAAUGAAAAAACACGGAUAAGAAAGAAACAUAAAUAAACAAAAAUAAGAAUAAUGGAGGGUACUAUAUCAUCAGUCAAUAACAACGUACUCAAAUGCUGUUUUCUGAAUUCUAUCAUUUUUUGUUGGCAACCAUAUUUUUGAAAGAAAAAUUAUAUUAAUACUACACAAAAAAAAAAUAAAUAAAUUAAAUAUUAAAUAUUAAAAUAUUUUUAUUUUCUUAAGUCAAGCAUAAAUUCAUUCACAUAUGAAGCAAAGCAAAAUGCAUAACGUGCACAUUACGCUUUGAAAUUUGUUUAUGUAUAAAAUUAAAAAUAAAAGUAAAAAAGAUUCUGCGAAAA